AUGGGUGAUUACCAUGUCCGUGAACUUGCUCAGCAGGAGGAAACACUGAAAGAAAAGGGCCGGGCACUCCGAAAAAUGCGAAACGCGGACGAAGAUGAAGCACAGCUCCAGAAACUGGAGGAAGAGCAAGAGGCGCUCCGGAAGAAAUGUUGGUAUCAGGAGUGGGAGCUCUACAAUUGGCAAUGCAGCAUUCCCAGUGGCCCUAUAAAACUUGCCUAUGAAUCAUUAAGAAAGAAUCCAAAAUGGUAUAUGCAAAAGGAACUGAUCAAGGAUUGUGCUGCGCGAGGUGGUUGCUGCGGGCGUGGCUGUGGGUGCUUCGAGAAACGCGAGUCUACUCCUGGACGAGACAUGGGAGCCGGGCACUGCACCACUGGGUGUGCAUGCUGCUUGAGCUUCCGAGGAUAUGAGCUCACUGCAACAGAGAGGGACGACAUUAGAGAUGCGCUGAAAGCGAAUCUCGAGGACCGGAAUAUGAGAAAUUAUCUUCUCACAUUGUCGCGCGCUUACUUGAUAAGGGACAAGGAGGUUGAGAAGAAGGUCGAGGAUGUCGAUUCGGCGCCAAAGCGGUCCAAAUGGAGGGAAAUUAUCGGAAGGAAGUAG
Messenger RNA from Penicillium samsonianum, 600 nucleotides. RefSeq lists its product as uncharacterized. The record is from RefSeq and is a predicted model, not a curated record. NCBI's taxonomy places the organism in Eukaryota, Fungi, Ascomycota, Eurotiomycetes, Eurotiales, Aspergillaceae. The coding region runs from base 1 to 600 and encodes 199 amino acids. The transcript has a single exon.